This is a messenger RNA of Chelmon rostratus (copperband butterflyfish), 1760 nucleotides long. RefSeq lists its product as uncharacterized. The transcript is spliced from 3 exons. Lineage: Eukaryota; Metazoa; Chordata; Actinopteri; Chaetodontiformes; Chaetodontidae. The record is from RefSeq and is a predicted model, not a curated record. The coding region runs from base 327 to 1016 and encodes 229 amino acids.
AGCCCUGCAAGAGGCACUCUCUGCUUCCUGCGUGUGUGUUUGGUGUUUGCGCUUGUGAAUCAGGAGAUCCUCGCAGCCAGACUACAAGUGUACUUCACUGUCUUAAUUAGUCCAGGAGAGACUGACGGAAAAUCCUCGCUCCUGACUCUGCUGUUCCCGGGCCAGUCAGAUCGCAUGUAACAGGCUGCAACCCAAAGACUCAUUCUUUCCGACGACUUCAGGCACCAGAGGAGCGUCGCAGCCCGCACACACACACACAAACACACGCACACACACACACACACGCACUGCUUCGUCGCCGCUGGGGUUUCUUUGCGAGUUUGGAGAUGGUCCAGGGGGCAGUGAGCAGGGCUGUGCUCUGCCUGUCCUGCUCCCUCCUGUUGGGGGUCUGCUUCCCAGCAGAGGGGGCAGGGGCAGCAGGGCCUCUUCCCACUAUUCCCCCUGAACAAGAGUCUGGGGAACCAGAGUUUGAGGACUUGGAGUGGGGCUCUGGGUCAUCUCUGAUGCACCUGCUCCACAGCUUCCCUGCUGAUAGCCCCUUCGUAACAGAGACCCCAGAAAAACCAGUCAACUGCACCCAGCGCUUCUGGCUGCCACCGUCCUCUGCGAUCUGCUGGGAGAACAUAGCCGGACCCGAGGAGUUUGCCAAGUCCCGUCUGCUGGCUCUCCAGAACAGGGCUGCCCUGCAGGCUGUGUCCACCUCCAGCGGGGUGGAGGAGGGAGGGAUUUCCUACCAAUUCCAAGCCAGAGAGGAGGUCCAGGGGAUCCACUCAGACCACCAGGGUGUGGUGGAAACUAUACAGACCAUGGAGAAGGUGUUUGUCUCUUUGGAAGAGAAGAGGAAAGAAGGGAAGGAGCAGGGGGUCCUCACAAGCAUGAAGGAGCAUCUUGCCAACACAAGGGACGCCAUAGAUGGAAGAGAACACAUGGCAGACGUCCUGGAGAAUCAUUUUUCUACUUUAGAGAAGACUCUGCUUAACAUGCAGCUUCGACUCUACAAACUAAUGCAACAGUGACAAUGACAAAGACCUGUUGCCUCUUUUUCUUCCCUUAUUUGAACUGUAUUUAUGUAUUAAUGGAUUGCACAAUGUAGCAAAUGCAUGCAUGCUUAGGAUUAUGUCUGUAUUAUGAGGACAAAGCAAAUUUCAUAUGCACCUUGUAUCAUCAAAACACCUACCAAAGUAACAUGUGUAAUCAGCAGAAAUAAGUAAAGUUCACAUUAUCAGGGAGAUUUGAUGAACGUGUAGCUGUUCAAUUGUGUGUUACAUUUUCCCUCGAAAGACAUGUGAAGCUUGAAACAGAGCUAAUGUUGAACACACCAUUCAUAAAGUGCAUUUUCAUAAGUCUAACUCUCCAAGAUUGUGGUGUAAAACACAUGUGGCACAAUGAAUGUCAGACAGCAUGAAUCUUUAUUUUAAUAUCAAAUCUAAACAAUCACUUUGCAAGUUUAUGAGGAAGAUGCCUUGUAAGGUGGUCAGCUGUUAAAUAUACACUUUAAAUAGUCACAUCUGGUAGGCUGAGUGUAGAUUUUCAUUUGGAAAGACACGACAUGUUCAGUUGCUUUGUAGUUAGCUGAAAAAAAGGAGGUAUUUGUACUUCUGAUUCGUUCAAACAACUUUCAAGUAUUCACAAUAAACUACUCAGAACUGGAAUAUGACAAUAUCUUUUAAAAAAAGCUACAAUGUAUCACUUACAAUCAGUAACAUCAGCACAUUUCACUUUGAAAUCAAUGCCUGACAGCAUGUCUAAAAUAAAGUGGU